AUGUGCGGUUCAAGCGCAGAUGAUCUACUACCUGCACCUGUGAUCAUCGAUGAUGAGGAAUAUGAAAUCAGCACUCCGCUCCUUCGUUAUGCUCCUGACAUAUUUGCUCAGGAAGGUGCCGAUGAUAAUCUUGCGGAUGUUGGUUGCUCCAAUAGGCACUGGAUUUUCAGCGAGACUGCAGAAUGGAGAGAGCGACAUUAUAACAUGAAGCGGAAGAUCGCUCGAUAUCCACCCUUCUCAUUCCGCUCCAGUAUCGAUGACUGUCCAGGGCAGAAACUCCGCAAGGCAAUCACCUGGUGCUGCGUGAUUUCAGACUUGCAACCGUGCCACGCACAAGAUUGCGUCGUAAGGGCCAACCUAGUGCGCCAGGUUCUUCCUGACUGCGCCUGGGUGCCGUUUCGAGAAUUUAUGGUGACAGCAUUCUCGUGCUGGAGUUCAACUGUCAAAGGCCGCAACUCGAGAGUCAUACCCAAGCUUCUGGAUCUCGACUAUCUCUGCUCACUGGUUGAGAGGAUUCAGGAAGCAGACGAACCCUCAAUGGGAGUCAUGAACUCGCGUCUUCCGUGCCUCGACAUUGUUGGCGUCAUGGCUAUCUGGGAUUGGGUAUCGUAUAUUGCUACCGAACAGGAGAACUUGAUGCGUGUUAGGAUGGACAGAAUUUUCUCCUUCUACCAGUCAUUUGUCUUUCAGGUGAUCAACGACCCUCGCCAUGAAAAAGAGCUUGGGCGGUUCGGCAUUUGCCCUAGCCGGGUUUGGAACCUCCUCGUCUCCGGUGGCAACCAGCCAAUGGGCUUUGUUGCCAUCACCCAGGACUUGCGAAAGCUAGGCUUUCCAGAUCAGGGCACUAAGCACAAGGGAUGUACCGCGCAGCUCUGCCUGUUCGCCGACGAGAACAGUACGGUCAAGCGCCAGAUGCAUCCGCCAACAUGUCCAUACCAGCCCAGCACAUGCCCAGAAGCAUACUUUGAUCCUGAUGAGUUGAGAGAUUACAUAGCCUCUCAUUCGGAUAAAGACUGGGUGCCGACUGCUUGGGAUAUCAGAGGAUGGGCCAACGACUUUCCGUCGGUGGCACCCCUACUGAAGCAGCCGCGCGGUCGCUACGUCGCUAUUUCACACGUCUGGAGCGACGGAACGGGCGUUGGCCUUAAGGAUCUUGGCAAAGUCAACUCAUGUCUUGCGGCGUAUUUUGCCCGAAUUGCUCUCAGAUUGAACUGUGAUGGGCUCUGGUGGGAUGCUAUCUGCAUCCCUAGCGGGCGGGAUGAGAAACGCAAAGCGAUGGACCGAAUGCUGGAUAACUACAUCAAUGCAACAUAUACUGUAAUCCAUGAUCAGGAACUUCUGAAUUUUGAAUGGAGAGAUGACGGCACUCCCGCGAUGGCAGUGCUUUUGUCGUCCUGGUUCACUCGUGGAUGGACAGCGGCCGAACUGAACGCGACCGGGAGGAGUUCUGACACAAGCGUCAUGGUCCUUUUCAAGGACCCUGAUAGCUCAGAGCCCCUCAUUAAGGAUCUCGAGACCGAGGUGCUAGUCCCUGCCGAGAUACAAUGGGGCUACAGCACCUUCCCCAGAGACGACAAUAUCCGCAGCCAUGCGCAUCUGGUAACCAGUGAUAUCAUCCGUGCAGUGCGAAAUUCAGGUACUUCGAAAUACACUGUAAUCAAGUCAUUGCCACACCUGAUGCGUGUCCUUGGGCCUCGGACGACAUCAUGGGCGAGAGAUCGAAUGAUCCUAGCAUCACUGCUGUGCCUCGAACCGGGGAAGGUUAACACAUCACGCACAUCCGUCGAGCAAACCAAGUGUAUCCUGAACACUUUCCAUGAGAUUCCCACUUGCUAUCUUUACCACGGGGAGGUUACCAUAGCAAGCUCCGGCCGGUACUCGUGGUGUCCCCCAUCCAUUUUCGACUUGGGUCAAACCGCAGGCCCAAUGGCCCCUUACCUGUACGGAACACCCACCACAAGCGAUGUUAUUAUCAUCAAAGAUGGAAUAGCCAGCGGACUUUUUGACGUCUCUACACUAACAGAAGAGGACUGCAAUGCUAUCCAUCCUUACGGGUCCCAUCCCGCUGUCCUGGCUAAGAUUCGGAUGGCGUUGAGCGAGCCGCACAGGUGCCUGCUGCUGCGAACUCGUGAGGAUACCUUGUCGAGCGUGCCGUAUAUCGACACGCAGAUCCUUGCGGAGGUCUUGCCUGAGCCGUUAGAAAAAUUUAGAGGCAAGGAAGACCUGAGAGUGAUACCCGCGAACUGGUUUAAUUCCGGGACCAACCUUAGGUAUGUUGGCACUGUCAUUUCGAACCGACUGUCGGGCUCUGCAGUUCGUAAGAAUGUGCCAUGUUUUCUCGGCUUGGAGGGGGAGCAGGAGAGCGAUGACGAGGAUGAUUCGGAAAAUGGGGAUGAGAGUGGGGGGGAGAGUAAGAGUGAGAAUGACAGCGAGGAUGAGGAGGAAGAGGAGGAGGAGGAGGAGGAGGAGGAUUCAGCUGAAUAUGCAGAAUUCUCAGACGAUGACAUGGAGGGAAUCGCGCUGAAGGGAAAAUUGCCAUAUUUGUGUGGCUGGGCACUGGUAAUUCCGGUAGAACACUCUGUCGAGGUUUUGCAGGGCGCACGAAAGAGGGACUUUAUUAUGACCGCAAACAAGACCCUUAAGAGUCUCAAGAAACCGUCCGCUCACUUGCGAACAGGAAGGCAGAGGUAA
Aspergillus nidulans FGSC A4 is the source of this 2691-nucleotide messenger RNA. RefSeq lists its product as uncharacterized. The coding region runs from base 1 to 2691 and encodes 896 amino acids. NCBI's taxonomy places the organism in Eukaryota, Fungi, Ascomycota, Eurotiomycetes, Eurotiales, Aspergillaceae. The transcript has 2 exons. The record is from RefSeq and is a predicted model, not a curated record.